GCACUUAAGAGACAAAAUGUGGACAAGCUUGUCCGCAAACCUAUGUGUACUUGAACUGGGGCUCUUUUUCAUGGUUUGGGCUGUGGUCUCCUUAGUUCCAAUUAAGGGACAUCUUAAAAGGGACAUAUCAUGUUCAUUUUCAGGUUCAUAUUGUAUUUUGGGUUUCUACUAGAACAUCAUUACAACAUUAUUUUCUCAUACUAUCUGUUUCAAUAUCCCUGAAUACGCUCUGUUUUAGCGCCUGUCUCUUCAAGAUGUGACUUAUGGUAUACAUGGCAUGUGACAUAGAAAGGGGAGCCAAACCUGAAUGGCUUGUUGAAUAACAUGUUUUCUGAUCUAGGCAGCCCACAAAAAACAGACUGGGCUGUCAUAUUUCACAGUUUGUGAGUCUGCGCUCCUGAUACCCAAAUGUAUGUGCUCAAGUACUGAAAAUGUGACUUUUUCAUGAUAUGUUUCCUUUAAUGUUACACCAUGCAAUGAUAUUUUAGAAAAAAGCACAUUUCCAACUUUUGAGAAACAGCUUGGGGAAGAUCCUUUCCUCUGUCAACAUUGCCCCUGUGCACAAAGCAGGUCCAUAAAGAAAUGUGUUAUUGCGUUUGAUGUGGAAGUACUUGACUGACUUGCACAGAGCCCUGAGCUCAACCCUAUUAACACCUGUAAGAUGAACUGGAACGUCUACUGUGAACCAGGUGUUAUAGCCCAACAAAAGUACCAGACUUCACUAAUGUUCUUGUGGCUAAAUACAAGCACAUGAUAUUAUUGCCUACCCAUCUACCUAGUAGUACACCCACCUCAUCAACGACCACUACGGCACUCCUUAUAUGAUAUUAUCGGAGCAUUUUAAUACUCAUGGGUUUGAACUGUUCAAUGAGUGUUCUAUGAGUGUAAUGUUAAGGUUUCUACAUACUUUUGAUGAGAUAUUAUACAUGGAUGUAUUUAAUUUGUUGUUUUUCUUUUUAACUUAAUUGUCUGUUUUGAUAUUCAUGAUUCAGAAUUAUUUGUAUCACGCUGAAGGGGAAAUAGUCGUUUCCUUAUUCAGCCACACGAUGUCGCUUUAUACAAUAAAAAACGUCGAUUAAAAGGAAGUGCAAAACAACAACGGUGAUAUGUUUUGAUACAGCGUAUUUCAAACCGUAUGAAAGAGGGGCUUUGCCUGUGUUGUUUUUCAAGAUUUUGUUGGGUUGUUGCUUUGACUGUUCUUGCUGAAGCUGGGCUGGAUAACGUUAUGGCCAGCGCUUCAUCGGGAUCCUGGAGGGAAGGGUGUCGACCAAAAGCAAAGCACCAUCCCCACCAGGACUGAAAAAGUUGGACUCCCCAGGUCUCUCCCAGUGGUACCCAGGAACCCUUCAUUUAACCAUGGACCAGAAGGAGAACCUGAUUGAUACCGACCUCUCUCUGGUUGUGGUUCUGCCUGGCGGAGUAGAAGAAAUGACCACAGUCCAUGGAAGCAAACCCCUGAUGGAUCUAUUAGUGACGCUUUGUGCAAAGUAUCACCUCAACCCAUCCAGCCACACCUUAGAACUGGUCACCGCCAACAAGAACAACACCAAACUCAAGCCCAAUGCUCUCAUAGGAACUUUGGAUGCAGAGAAGAUCAUACUUAAACCUAAAGGGCAGGAUAAAAAUAAGAAGACGGGUCCUCAGAUGCCCGAGGCAACUGUUCGGAUGGUGAUAAACUACAAAAAGACCCAGAAAACUAUACUACGAGUUAAUCCUCGCGUUCCCCUGGCUGACCACUUACCAGCCAUCUGUGAGAAAUGUGAAUUUGACAUUGAGACUACCGUUCUGUGGAGAGAUGUUCAAUCACUGGCCCCUUUGGACUUGUCCAGCUCUCUAAAUGAUUAUGCAAUCAGGGAAGUUUAUGCAAGAGACACUAAAGGACAACCUGCUUCCCCCGUGUGUCCAGCCUCACCAACGCAUGCAGGAGCAGUGACGCCAGGCAAAGAUAAAAAUCAGAAAGAGAAAGAAAACAAAGGACUCUUCAGCAAGUUUAGAAAAAGCAAGAAGAAAUCUAACCAGGCAACGACAGCCAGUGCCCCAGCUUCUCCUGUGCUAGUGAACAAGCCUCGACCUCUCAGCAUGGCCUUACCUAGCUCCAAUUCGUCUCCGCUCACCUCCCCUACACUAUCCAUCGAUGUGCCAAAGAAGAGACGUGCACCCCCACCCCCAAUUGUGGUGUCCCAGAGCUGCGCCUCGGACCUCAGCACUCGCCGGAGACUUCAUUCUGAACCUACUGCCCAACUGGACAGUGACCAGAUGGCUGGUUUAAGUCGUGGGUCCUCAGCAGAGUCUUCAUUAAAGAGAACCAAACGCAAAGCUCCUCCACCCCCCACAUCCCCUAGUGCUGUUGUCCAAGAAACAGUUCCUCUGGAUGAAAGUUUGCAAGGAGGUGCAGCUGCUAACACACUGGAGGAGAUUAUGGAACAAGAGGAGACCACUGCUUCUGUAAUGUCUGCAACUGCUAGUGAUACCCAGGGAGAGGACUGCAGCCUCAACACGUCUGCUGAUGUUUCGUUGCAUUCCCCGUCCCCAGAUACUGAGAUAAUGGCCACGAUGUCCAUGGAGGGAAAUGGGGAAGAUCAGUCUUGUGAUCUGUCCUCAGAUGGCAAUCAACUGCAGAGCACAGUGAAUGAUUCUGUAACUCUGAGUGAUGUGAGGACAACUGAUGGCAUGGACUCAUCUGAACUGGCAGAUACUAAUAGUGGUCCACGUCCAGUUGAAAAUGUAAGCCAACACCCGAUCUGUGAAGAGUCUACACCUCAAAAUGUCGAGGGUGAUUGCAGCACUGUACCAAGCAGCCUCCCUCCGCCUGUGUCACAGGAUGCGGAUUUGCAGGCCUCUCUUCAGGCAAACACUGUAACCCUCUGGGAGCAGACAGACAGGCUGGAGAGCCCGGUGGCCACCAGCACAUCACGCCCCAGUGGAGAAGAUGCUCAAGUGCAAGCAGAUUUCCCACCACCACCUGUGCCUCCACAACAACACAUGGAAAAAAAUCCUCCCUCAGCUAAUGCACCUGCCUUUGAAUCAGCAGCAAAGAAAGAUAUGGCCACUGUAAUGGAGGAAGUGAACUCGCCUGUUCUCAAACAUGCCUUACCCCACACCUCGGAGACCUUAUCAUGCCAAGACUCAACACCAAGUGCUCCUGCCACAACAAAGGCACCAUCUAUUUAUGCCACAAAUUCUGAGCCAAAGCCCAAGCCUUCCAACGAGCUUACAAGGGACUACAUCCCCAAGGUGGGGAUGACAACGUAUACUAUCGUGCCACAGAAAUCCUUGGAGAAGCUGAGAUAUUUUGAAGUUGCACUUAUAUUGGAGACGCCUCCUGAAGCUCCAGAAGGGGGACUUGAUAUUGGGUCUCUUCAGCUGGAGGAGAGCACAGCACCGAGGGGACAGACGGAUGUCUCAAAAGCAAAAAGUGAGCUGCACUCUACUAUACCCAGGGAAGACUUACUGACUAGCACUACUACUACCCAAGGCACUGUUAAUGGAAGUAUACCUGAAUCCAUUCAUUCUUCGUCACCAACAAGUUCACCUAAAACCGAUGACAAGAUCUCAUCCUUUGCUAAUGGGGCAUCUCAAGCAGGUUCACCAGCAGAGGUCAAGGAGAUGAAAAUUCCACCUGCGACUAAACCUAAGCCCGGUUCUUUCCGUUUGGCACAGCACAAAAAAAAACCUGGGCAUUAUGUAACCUCAGCAGCAGAAAAGAAUCUCAGCGCCAGUCCUGGGUCUGGCCAGAGGGAGGCUCAAAUAAGUGCAGAGAGAGCAAAUUUACCACCCCCUCCCUUUCCACCUCCUGUGCAGUGUCAAGAGGAGACAACAGGGGCUGCUGAUGUUGAGCUGAGCCCUAAAGGGGAUGAUAAGAAUGUAGCAUUCAUGCAAAUGACCAGGCAAAGUAGUUUGCCAUCUAAAGAGCCAAGCAUAGGGUUAAGCUUGGAAAAAUUAAGGAGCUUCGCAGCCCCUAGGCCCUAUUCUCCUGCAACCCCAUCCCGCUUUGCCCAGGCAGUGUCUUCUGCGGUGAGAAAGAGCCACUCCAUAUCCCAUGGGCCAACGUCGCCUAACUUGCCUGUUUCCCCACACUUCUCCCCAAGCACAAGUCGCUCAUCAGUCAUAGAGUCAGAAGGAUUAUCUGAGCUCAAGAAUGGUGAAAAUAGAGUGGUGGAUGGCGACAAAGACUCCACUCUGCAGCUGGUAGAGGUGGAACCACCAUCUUUUAUUGGGAUUGCUCAUAUAGAAGGAAAGAGCAGUCCAUAGCAGUGCCUUAAUUCUUCUGACAAUAUAUCAUCUACUGAGGAGAUUAUCCUGUCUACUUUGAGUUCUCCAGAACCCUUUAUCCCAUGACACAGAAGCAGGAUCUGUCUUGUUUUACCUCUUUUGGUAGUCUCCAACAGUGUAAAUUAUGUAUUUUGAUAAUUAAUAAUUGCUGUAUUUUGUUUUAUUUUCAAGCAUGUCAUUAAGUAACAUCCCUGGCGCUGACCUGCAUAUUUUAAUGCUUCUGUUUUAUUUGGUGUGAUGAUCAUCAUGCAUUUAAUGCAUGACUGUUGUGUGUGUGAACAAGAAUGUUAAAUGAGAACAAUUCUAUAACUUAUUAUGAAAUCUAUUAUCUAAAUAAUACUGGAUUUGUAGGACCAGACCAUGUCUGACCUAUGGUACUUAAAUGCCCCUCAGAUUAUACAUAAAAUCUAUAUUUAAGUGUUACAGAGUUUUGAUUGAGCUAUAUCCAGAAAUACACUGAUGUGCACAGCACACGUUCUGUCAAGCAUUGUUGAUAUGAAUAAAGCUUUUAUCAUUGCAGAUGU
Anarrhichthys ocellatus (wolf-eel) is the source of this 4796-nucleotide messenger RNA. It is a transcript of the gene cobll1b, whose product is annotated as cordon-bleu WH2 repeat protein-like 1b. NCBI's taxonomy places the organism in Eukaryota, Metazoa, Chordata, Actinopteri, Perciformes, Anarhichadidae. Gene Ontology annotation, molecular function: actin monomer binding. Bases 1357 to 4251 code for a protein of 964 amino acids. The record is from RefSeq and is a predicted model, not a curated record. The transcript is spliced from 13 exons.